Molecule: messenger RNA, 420 nt
Organism: Symbiodinium necroappetens
Lineage: Eukaryota; Dinophyceae; Suessiales; Symbiodiniaceae
Source: the annotation of a GenBank genome assembly
AUGGCUCUCCUCAACCGGAUCCUCAUCAGCCUCUUUGGGUUCGCGGUGUGCAAGCCGGAGCUCCGCGGUGCAGAGCUCCAGUGCAGCGGCUCGGGCAGCAUCCCGGCAGGGCCGGUCUGCUACGGUGGCUCGCUCUUGACCGAGACCUUCUCGAUCCACGUCGUGAGCCACGAUGGUGAGGUGGGCAUCGUGGACAUGAAGGCCGAGGGUCCCCAGACCGCUGAGUGCGAGGGUGCCAACUUCGAGAACAACGACAACGUGAUCACCAUUGAGAACGACCACGGCUGUGGCCUGACCAAGUACGACUACGCGGUGGAGUAUUGCCCUGACCAGGACAACCUCAUCAUCAGUAUGGUGAAGCCCUACAGCGUGCGGGUGGUCUUGGAGAGCCAGGCCUGCCCCGCAGCGGGGGAGGUCUAA